AUGUGGAGUCAGUCUGAAGUGGAUGCGUCGACAGCGAACGAUGCAACUGCUGAACUUCAAGCACUUAUCGAUGAGAUGCGUCUGCAAGAUUUUGACUCAAUUCGCUUUGCCACCUACAGAGCUGCGUGUAAAUUGCGUUUCAUUCAGAAGAAAACGAAUGUGCAUUUGGUUGAUAUUUGGAAUAUGAUCGAAUCGUUUCGAGAAAACGGCUUGAAUGCACUUCCAAUCUCUACUCAGGUUGCCAUUCAACAUCUAUCACCUCAAUUCUUACUAGAUCGGCAUUUCCAUUGCUACUUCAACUUGUGCCAUCUCAAAGAACUUGAUUGGUUCAAUUGA
Molecule: messenger RNA, 336 nt
Organism: Anisakis simplex (herring worm)
Lineage: Eukaryota; Metazoa; Nematoda; Chromadorea; Rhabditida; Anisakidae
Source: the annotation of a GenBank genome assembly